Enterobius vermicularis (human pinworm) is the source of this 1665-nucleotide messenger RNA. NCBI's taxonomy places the organism in Eukaryota, Metazoa, Nematoda, Chromadorea, Rhabditida, Oxyuridae. The record is from the annotation of a GenBank genome assembly.
AUGAACCAGCAAAAUAGACUGUCGAAAUUGGCCAGUGAUAAACCCGUUUCAACUCGCAUUAUUGAUGAAAUACUUCGGCUUUUUAACAAUGAUGGUGAUUUCUACGUUUCUUUUGGUCGGAACUUAACACUGAACACACAGAGGUCUUUCUUAAUAAUUUCGGCGUAUUUUUUCUUUCAUAGCGGGUUGUUUGAAUCUGUUAUAAACUUUUUUUACAGCCUUACUGUCACUAUGAUUUCGCGAAGAUCUAUUGAAAGAGCUGGAGUGAGAUAUUUACGGAGGGGCGUAGACGUUGAUGGAAAUGUCGCAAACUUUGUAGAAACGGAAGUUAUCUUAACUGUUUUUGGUUCUUCUAAAGUCAAUUUACAUAUUCGUGGUUCGGUCCCCAUUUUCUGGAAACAGAGAGGAUUUCGUUACCGCCCUCCGCUCAUUAUCGAUAAACCUAUGUCUUCUUCGUUCCCCGCAUUCGAGAAACAUAUGGAUGGACUGGUCAAUUUGUAUGGAUCACCACUGGUGGCGGUUUGCUUGCUGGACCAAACUGGGAGGGAAUUGGGACUUGGCCUUUCCUACCUGCAACACGUUCUCGAGAAAGAUUCUUCCAAAUAUGGUUACUACGCUUUUGACUUUCACUCGCAGUGUCGGGCGCUGCGGUUUCAAAAGGUGGAAAAUUUGGUCAAUGCUUUGCAUGAUCAGCUGAAAACCAUCUCUUUUUGUUGGGUGGAUAAAACGAACCACAUGGCUUGUGAGCAGUCUGGUGUAGUUCGAACUAACUGCGUCGACUGCCUAGACCGUACUAAUGUUGUUCAGGGCUCUAUUUCGCAAGCUGUAUGCCUCCUACAGUUACGAAAGCUCGGUUUGAUUGGUCCACUUUCUCAGUUGCCUGAGAACUUUGUACGGAUGCUCCAAAGUAUGUGGGCUGAUAACGGUGAUGCGGUCUCACGACAGUAUGCUGGAACAAAUGCUUUAAAAGGUGACGUAACUAGAUGUGGGCAGAGGGGACUGGUUGGAAUUGUACGUGAUGGUUACAACUCAGCUUCGCGCUAUUAUUAUUCACACAUGAAGGACUCACAUAGGCAGAUGACUAUUGAUGCUCUACUUGGCAGGUCGACAGAGCCUUCAACUGAUGAAUCUGUUGAUUUGGUUGAAGAAGGUGAAAAAGAGGAGGAUGAGAGCGAAAACAUUGGACGGUUGGUGAACGAAACUGCACGUUUCCUUCUCAGUGAGAAUGAAAUCCUGCUGGCUUUCUUUGAAGUAUUGCUUACAAUCACAUUUCAUCUUCACUACUUAAAGUCUAUUCAGUUUGAUGAAUUAAAAUCUAUUGAACUUGGACCUCUCGAAGGUUCAAAAAAAGUGCAUUUAUAUAAGUGUUUACAAAACUUUGGAUUUGUUUUACUUUUUAGGAUUAUUACUUCUACACCUCAGUACUAUACUUUGAGAGCUCCAAAGACUCGUUUGUUCAACAAUACAGCGAUACCUAUGAAAAGUGAAGAGGAGGCAAAUGAGUACGUUCAAGCUAUAGCAGAACAGAUUAAAACUACGGUCAACCUGACUGGAGGGAACGUUUAUUUGACAACUCUUCGAGUUCUGGGUAACUGUCCUCUGAAGAGAAGGUCUCUCCUUUUUUUUUGCAUUUGUAUCAUAAUCAUAAUUUUGAAAACUUUGUAA